AUGGCACCCUACAGACCCAUUUCACCUCACCGCAUCAAUGUGCCUCCCCACCCGCCACCCCGUCCCUCCUCCGUGCUGCUCCUGACUCACAAACCUUUCUUGCCGUACCACGACGUUACCCUCCUCUACCCCCGUGCGGUUUUACGCGGUGACACCUGCCACCUCCCCGCCAUCAGCAUACGAAGAGCUAAUGAGCCGAGAAAAGCGAACAUCUUGGCACCAAAGACUGGAGAGUGGCCAGAGAAGAUAAAACUGCAGAAAGUAGGUGAAAGACAAAAAAACCCCAAAGUAUCUGCUACUCAGGUAACUCUAAUUGGGACACUAAAAUGUCAAGGAGCUGAUUGUGGAAUAAAUGCAGAAGUAGAAAAACAACUUGAAAUGGGAAAGAAGUUAUUGGCUGCUGGACAGCUAGCAGAUGCUUUGUCUCACUUUCAUGCAGCUAUAGAGGGAGACUCUGAUAACUACAUUGCUUAUUACAGAAGAGCCACAGUGUACUUAGCCAUGGGCAAAUCUAAAGCAGCAAUUCGUGAUUUAAGUAAAGUGGUUGAAUUAAAGCAGGACUUCACAUCGGCAAGAUUGCAGAGAGGACACUUACUACUCAAGCAAGGAAAAUUUGAUGAAGCAGAGGAUGACUUUAAAAACGUGCUCAAAUCCAAUCCUAGCAAUAAUGAGGAAAAAGAAGCCCAGACUCAGCUGACAAAAUCUGAUGAGCUACAGCGCCUGCAUUCACAAGCAUUAUCUGCCUACCAGCAAGAGGAUUAUGAAGCCGCUAUUUCUCUUCUUGAUGAAAUCUUGGCAGUUUGUGUUUGGGAUGCAGAGCUACGGGAACUUCGAGCUGAGUGUUAUAUAAAAGAAGGGGAACCAAGCAAAGCCAUUAGUGACUUGAAAGCCGCUGCCAAAUUAAAGAAUGAUAACACUGAAGCCUUCUAUAAAAUCAGCAGAAUAUAUUAUCAGCUGGGGGACCAUGAAUUAUCACUCAGCUGGACAGAUGGUAUAAUCCAUCUUUUUGCACACAAGUGGUUUCUGCCACAGAAUCUGUUCAAGGAAUUCAUCAGAGAAGGCAGGUAUGAAGAUGCUGUCAAUAAAUACGAUGCUGUAAUGAAAACUGAGCCAGAAGUCCCAAUUUAUGCUACUCGUGCCAAGGAAAGGAUCUGUCACUGUUUAUCGAAGAAUCAGCAGGCUACAGAAGCCAUAAAAGUUUGUACAGAAGUUCUGCAACUGGAACCAACCAAUGUGAAUGCCCUGAAAGACAGAGCUGAAGCUUAUUUGCUGGAAGACCUUUAUGAAGAAGCUAUUAAAGAUUAUGAGACUGCUCAAGCCAAUAGUGAAAAUGACCAGCAGAUUCGGGAGGGGCUAGAACGUGCCCAGCGGAUGCUGAAGCAAUCACAGAAGAGGGAUUACUAUAAAAUCUUGGGAGUGAAAAGAAAUGCUCGGAAGCAAGAAAUCAUAAAAGCUUACAGAAAGCUGGCAUCCCAGUGGCACCCUGAUAACUUCCAGAGUGAGGAAGAAAAGAAGCAAGCAGAGAAAAAAUUCAUUGAUAUAGCAGCUGCUAAGGAAGUCCUCACUGACCCAGAAAUGAGGCGGAAGUUUGAUGCGGGAGAGGACCCACUGGAUGCGGAGAGUCAGCAGGGUGGGGGCAACCCUUUCCACAGGAACUGGAACACAUGGCAAGGAUUCAACCCCUUUGGUUCUGGAGGAGGACCAUUUACAUUCAAAUUUCACUUCAGUUAGAGCCAAGACUGUUUCUGGUGGCUGCUGCUCUUUUUUACUUAAUUCGUUGAAAAAUAAAAAGUCUCUCAGUUCAAGACCCAAAA
Messenger RNA from Nipponia nippon (crested ibis), 1814 nucleotides. NCBI's taxonomy places the organism in Eukaryota, Metazoa, Chordata, Aves, Pelecaniformes, Threskiornithidae. The record is from RefSeq and is a predicted model, not a curated record.